AUGAGAUGUCUAUCUUAUGUGCUUCUCUUUAUAUUUUCCAAAAUACAUGCCAUGAGCUUUUCGCGUCGAAAUCUUUUACUAAAGGAAGGAGUGGAAAAUGCGAUUUCGAAACUCAGUGCCAUGGUAAGUAACAAGAGAAGUAAUCUUCUUGGGAGCCACAAGAAAUUCCUCUCUUUCGCUAAAGAAGAUGAGGAAAGCGAGAGCACCAAUAAUAGUAGUGGUUCUCAGGAAAGUGAAAGCUCCUCAGAAAGCGAUGGUUCUCAAGGAAGUAGUGGCUCUUCCGGAGAAGAUGAAAGCAGUGAUAGUGGAAAAGAGGAUAUCAAAACUGCUGCCAAGGAUAUCGCUGCAGAUGCUUCAGAAAAAGCAGCUAAUAUCGCCAAAAAUUUACCAGCAGUACAGGCAGCAAGCGCAAUGAAAAAUGCAUUUGGAGGCCUGUUUGGGUAA
This is a messenger RNA of Encephalitozoon hellem ATCC 50504, 444 nucleotides long. RefSeq lists its product as uncharacterized. The record is from RefSeq and is a predicted model, not a curated record. NCBI's taxonomy places the organism in Eukaryota, Fungi, Microsporidia, Unikaryonidae. The transcript has a single exon. Bases 1 to 444 code for a protein of 147 amino acids.